GGACAAAACCUUGGCCAUGGAACGCCAUAUGAUUUUUGUUUGUCCCGAAUGUGGCCAAACGACAGAUAGUCAACAUGAAUGGCGUCAACAUCUAAACACCGUGCAUGACUACAAUAAUAAGACAGCCACGGAUUUUGGUUUCCGCAUCAUCGACAAUAAAUACCAUGAAUGCCAAAUUUGCUUGAAACGUCUCACUCAUGGUCUACAUUCGUUGGUGGUGCUGCAGAAUCAUCGUUUCUCACACUUGAGUUAUGGUGGGCCGUUCAAGUGUCGUUAUUGUGCUGGGACGUAUGUCAAAAAACGGGCGCUAUCGGUGCAUUUGUUUCGUUGCCACAGUCAGCGGAUGAAUAAACUGGACAAUGAAUAUAAAAUGGAGAAAAUGCGCCAGGCCAUAACCUUGCGACAUCCUCGAUUCAACCGAGAGUUCUUUAUGCGUUUCAUUUGUCCACAGUGUGGCAAAUUAUUUCAACGUUUCAACGAGUGGCUGGAACACAUUGAUAUGGAUCAUGUGGGCACAUCGGAAGCCCUUAAUAUGCAUCGCAUCAUUCACACGCGUGAUUAUUAUUGUAGUGAUUGUUCGCUGACUUUGAAGAAUGGACCCACCAAGGAUCAGCUGCGACGUCAUCGCUUUAGUCAUCUACCCUACUCUGCAUACUUUCAGUGUGCAUUUUGUGUCACCCAAAAGUCGUUUAAAACGGAUUUAUUCCUGCAUUUCAUUCGUUACCAUAGAGGGGAAUUUUUGAAAAAUAAAAAAUACAUAUGUCCACCCAAUGAAUGGGCUGGUCCGGCCAGGGCAAUGACAUUGAGGCAAAUACAAAUUUUUAUGGCCGAUGAGAGGCCAGAGGUGAUUGAAAGGAAAAUACAUUCCAAAGUUCCUAAACCGGAUGUCAACGACCUACAGAGGUCGUCUUCGUUUUGUACAACUAUAGCACCCACCAGGGUGAAUGAUAUUUUACAAAAAGCCUUAGCCGAAAGUUGUAUAGAUUUGGAACAAGAACAAGAGGAGGCGGAGAGUGAAAUUGCCAUUGUAAAUAACUAUGAAGAAUUCGAUGACAACGAUUUGGAAGCAAUUUGCCUGGAAAUGUUUGAAGAACUGCCCGAAGAAAAUGAAUGCCCCGAGAAACGUUUUAAAAUCGACGAGAACGACAGCAACAACAACACAAUUGCCGAAUUACAAAGACGUGAAAUGCAAAAAUACAUUAACUACUUGUGCCCGGAGUGUCUCAAGGAAUUCGACAAUCAACCCGAUUGGCGUAAUCACGUUUUCGAUGAUCACAAUUUGGCCAAUGCCAUUAAAACGAAGUUCCAUCCAUUGAAUGCGCCCAGGACAUCAUCGUAUCUCUGUUUAUCCUGUUAUCAGGUACAAAAAACUACCAAACACGUCGACCUGCAACGACACUACUUUCAACAUAUGCCACAUCAGAGCUAUUUGAAAUGUAAUCUGUGUCAGAAAACGAAAUCCAGUAAAUCGAGAAUGCUGCAGCAUUUGGAUUUCAUACAUCGCAUUAAGAUGCCCUUCGCCACCACCAAAGUACAAUGCUUGGAAUGUGAUAUUAUAUUUGAGGGAUCAUUGCGGGAACAUUUGAAACAAUGCACUGCCCACCUAAAGCCAUUAUCCAUAGCACAAUAUGAUAAUAUUGCGAAGAAUACGAAAAUAUUGGAACAUUUGAAAAAGGCUAGUCAACGUUUAGAUAAAACGUUAUUGGAAUUAGGUAUAGAUCCUAGUCAAUUCUAG
This is a messenger RNA of Musca vetustissima, 1735 nucleotides long. Its product is annotated as zinc finger protein 184-like. Gene Ontology annotation, molecular function: chromatin insulator sequence binding. Gene Ontology annotation, biological process: regulation of transcription by RNA polymerase II. The record is from RefSeq and is a predicted model, not a curated record. Bases 17 to 1735 code for a protein of 572 amino acids. Gene Ontology annotation, cellular component: chromosome. The transcript has a single exon. NCBI's taxonomy places the organism in Eukaryota, Metazoa, Arthropoda, Insecta, Diptera, Muscidae.